AUGACUUGUCCUGUCCUCCCAGGCAGGUCUUUACAGCCGGAGGUUGAGAGUAGUGGAGAACACAAGAAGAUCAAGCAGACAGACGGACACACGUACUGGGUGAUGAUGGGGAUGGUGAUGAUGAUGAUGAAUGGAGACAACAGUAUUCUAAACUCUCGCUCUCUGGAGAGACCGCCCCCUGAAUAUAAACUGGAGAGACCGCCCCCUGAAUAUAAACUGGAGAGACCGCCCCCUGAAUAUAAACUGGAGAGACCGCCCCCUGAAUAUAAACUGGAGAGACCGCCCCCUGAAUAUAAACUGGAGAGACCGCCUCCUGAAUAUAAACAGGAGAGACCGCCCCCUGAAUAUAAACUGGAGAGACCGCCCCCUGAAUAUAAACUGGAGAGACCGCCCCCUGAAUAUAAACUGGAGAGACCGCCCCCUGAAUAUAAACUGGAGAGACCGCCCCCUGAAUAUAAACUGGAGAGACCGCCCCCUGAAUAUAAACUGGAGAGACCGCCCCCUGAAUAUAAACAGGAGAGACCGCCCCCUGAAUAUAAACUGGAGAGACCGCCCCCUGAAUAUAAACAGGAGAGACCGCCCCCUGAAUAUAAACAGGAGAGACCGCCCCCUGAAUAUAAACAGGAGAGACCGCCCCAUGAAUAUAAACUGGAGAGACCGCCCCCUGAAUAUAAACAACAGGAGAGACCGCCCCCUAAAUAUAAACACGAGAGACUGCCCCCUGAAUAUAAACUGGAGAGACCGCCCCCUGAAUAUAAACAGGGGAGACCGCCCCCUGAAUAUAAACAACAGGAGAGACUGCCCCCUAAAUAUAAACAGGAGAGACUGCCCCCUGAAUAUAAACUGGAGAGACCGCCCCCUGAAUAUAAACUGGAGAGACCGCCCCCUGAAUAUAAACUGGAGAGACCGCCCCCUGAAUAUAAACUGGAGAGACCGCCCCCUGAAUAUAAACUGGAGAGACCGCCUCCUGAAUAUAAACAGGAGAGACCGCCCCCUGAAUAUAAACUGGAGAGACCGCCCCCUGAAUAUAAACUGGAGAGACCGCCCCCUGAAUAUAAACUGGAGAGACCGCCCCCUGAAUAUAAACUGGAGAGACCGCCCCCUGAAUAUAAACUGGAGAGACCGCCCCCUGAAUAUAAACUGGAGAGACCGCCCCCUGAAUAUAAACAGGAGAGACCGCCCCCUGAAUAUAAACUGGAGAGACCGCCCCCUGAAUAUAAACAGGAGAGACCGCCCCCUGAAUAUAAACAGGAGAGACCGCCCCCUGAAUAUAAACAGGAGAGACCGCCCCAUGAAUAUAAACUGGAGAGACCGCCCCCUGAAUAUAAACAACAGGAGAGACCGCCCCCUAAAUAUAAACACGAGAGACUGCCCCCUGAAUAUAAACUGGAGAGACCGCCCCCUGAAUAUAAACAGGGGAGACCGCCCCCUGAAUAUAAACAACAGGAGAGACUGCCCCCUAAAUAUAAACAGGAGAGACUGGCUCUGUAG
Molecule: messenger RNA, 1491 nt
Organism: Salvelinus namaycush (lake trout)
Lineage: Eukaryota; Metazoa; Chordata; Actinopteri; Salmoniformes; Salmonidae
Product: early nodulin-75-like
Exons: 2
Coding region: 1-1491 (496 amino acids)
Source: RefSeq, a predicted model, not a curated record